AGCACGCUGGCUUCAGAGGGAGUUGAACUUGAGUUCAGAUGCCCAACUCCCUCUGAAUCCUGCAGAUUGGUGCUGAGCACGCAACAAAAGUUUUUAGCUUCUCCUCACUUUCUGGUGCUUCGCAGGGGAGAGGAAAGGACUUUGGCAUUAAACACAAGAAGCAGUCAGGGAGCCAUCUCCUUUAACUUUUCUUCUCUGUUAUCAUUUGCAAUGAAGAGGAAACAGAAGAGAUUUCUGCAGAUGACUUUGUUAUUCAUGGUGGCUUUAAUUUUCCUGCCCAAUAUUGGUCUCUGGUCUCUGUACAAGGAUAAGCACUUGGUGAAAUCUACAGAACCCGGGGAGCAGCAGACAUUUCCACUGGGCCUAGGAGAUGGGCAAUUCUAUGCAUGGACAGAUGGUUUGAGAAGAAAGGACUGGCAUGACUAUGAAAGCAUUCAGAAAGAGGCUAUGCGCUCAGGGAAAGGUGAGCAUGGGAAACCUUACCCCCUCACUGAAGAGGACCAUGAUGACUCAGCUUACAGGGAAAACGGUUUCAAUAUUUUUGUCAGCAACAAUAUUGCUCUAGAGCGGUCCUUGCCAGAUAUUCGCCAUGCUAAUUGUAAGCACAAGAUGUACCUGGAAAGGCUUCCAAACACCAGCAUCAUUAUCCCAUUUCAUAAUGAAGGUUGGACUUCACUCCUGCGUACCAUCCACAGUAUAAUUAACAGAACCCCAGAGAGUCUAAUAGCAGAAAUCAUUCUGGUAGAUGACUUCAGUGAUAGAGAACACUUGAAGGAUAAGUUAGAAGAAUACAUGGCCCGAUUUUCCAAAGUAAGGAUUGUUCGCACCAAGAAAAGGGAAGGGCUCAUCCGGACCCGCCUCUUGGGGGCAUCUAUGGCCAGAGGAGAAGUCCUGACGUUCCUGGACUCCCACUGCGAGGUCAAUGUGAACUGGCUGCCCCCGCUCCUUAACCAAAUUGCACUAAACCACAAAACCAUCGUGUGCCCCAUGAUCGAUGUCAUUGACCACAAUCACUUUGGGUAUGAGGCACAAGCUGGGGAUGCCAUGCGAGGGGCCUUCGACUGGGAAAUGUACUACAAAAGGAUCCCCAUCCCUCCAGAGCUCCAGAGGGCAGAUCCCAGCGACCCUUUCGAGUCCCCUGUUAUGGCUGGAGGUCUCUUUGCUGUGGAUCGAAAAUGGUUUUGGGAGUUGGGUGGCUAUGACCCAGGUUUAGAAAUCUGGGGAGGAGAACAAUACGAAAUCUCUUUUAAGGUUUGGAUGUGUGGAGGAGAAAUGUUUGAUGUCCCAUGUUCUAGAGUUGGUCAUAUCUACAGGAAGUACGUCCCUUAUAAAGUUCCAUCUGGGACCAGCCUGGCAAGAAACCUGAAGCGGGUGGCUGAGACCUGGAUGGAUGAAUUCGCCGAGUACAUUUACCAGCGGCGCCCAGAAUACAGGCACCUCUCCACCGGGGACAUCUCCGCCCAGAAGGAGCUGCGCAAACAGCUCAAGUGCAAGGACUUCAAAUGGUUCAUGGCGGCAGUGGCCUGGGAUGUGCCUAAGUACUACCCUCCGGUGGAGCCCCCACCGGCUGCCUGGGGGGAGAUUCGAAACGUGGCAGCAAAUCUCUGCGUGGACAGCAAGCAUGGAGCCACAGGCACUGAACUGAGGCUGGACAUCUGUGUCAAGGAUGGUUCUGAAAGGACAUGGUCUCAUGAACAGCUCUUUACUUUUGGGUGGAGAGAAGAUAUUCGACCCGGUGAGCCACUGCACACCCGAAAAUUCUGCUUCGAUGCAAUCUCGCACAACAGUGCAGUCACUCUCUAUGACUGUCACGGCAUGAAGGGGAACCAGCUCUGGGGAUACAGAAAGGACAGAACAUUAUUCCAUCCUGUGAGCAACAGCUGCCUGGAUUGCAACCCCGCAGAGAAGAAGAUUUUCAUGGCCAGAUGUGACCCUCUAUCUGAGACUCAGCAGUGGAUUUUUGAACAUAUUAAUAUGACUGUUUUAGAAAAAUUUAACCACCAUGCCAGCUCCUAG
This is a messenger RNA of Callorhinus ursinus (northern fur seal), 2016 nucleotides long. It is a transcript of the gene GALNTL6, whose product is annotated as polypeptide N-acetylgalactosaminyltransferase like 6. Gene Ontology annotation, biological process: protein O-linked glycosylation. The record is from RefSeq and is a predicted model, not a curated record. Gene Ontology annotation, molecular function: polypeptide N-acetylgalactosaminyltransferase activity. Lineage: Eukaryota; Metazoa; Chordata; Mammalia; Carnivora; Otariidae. Gene Ontology annotation, cellular component: Golgi apparatus.